Molecule: messenger RNA, 2049 nt
Organism: Ziziphus jujuba (common jujube)
Lineage: Eukaryota; Viridiplantae; Streptophyta; Magnoliopsida; Rosales; Rhamnaceae
Product: monocopper oxidase-like protein SKU5
Exons: 7
Coding region: 1-1674 (557 amino acids)
Molecular function (GO): oxidoreductase activity; copper ion binding
Source: RefSeq, a predicted model, not a curated record
AUGGCCUCUACUGGCUCGGGCUAUAGCAGGGCGGAUGGUUUAAUUGCUUGUGCAUUGUUGGUAGCAGUUCUUUUUGCUGGAACCAAUGCAAUUGAUAUUUUUCUAGAAUGGAAUGUUGCUCUUGACACCACUCUCCAACCAGUGUCACAAGAUCAACCUGUUAUCACCAUCAAUGGGUUGUUCCCCGGACCCCUUAUCAAUGCCACAACCAAUGAUUUCAUCCAUGUCAACAUCUUUAACAACAUGGAUGAACCAGUUCUCUUCACAUGGAAUGGAAUCCAACAAAGGCUAAAUUCAUGGCAAGAUGGAGUUUCAGGAACAAACUGCCCAAUCAAGCCUGGUACAAACUGGACAUACGUGUUCCAAACCAAGGACCAAAUUGGCAGCUUCUUCUACUUCCCCAGCAUCAAUUUCCAAAAGGCUGCUGGAGGAUAUGGACCUAUUCGUGUCAACAAUCGAGUGGUCAUCGACGUUCCAUUCCCUAAACCAGAAGCAGAGUUCGAUCUCCUUAUUGGUGAUUGGUACUUCAGCAGCUACAAGUGGAUAAGGUCAGCAGUACAGAACAACUCAAUAACUGCAUAUUAUAGUCCCCCUAAUACCAUUUUGAUGAAUGGCAAAAGCCCUUAUAACACCAAAUGGUCAAAAGCAUAUGAGUCAUUCACCGUCACAAAAGGGAAGACUUACAGGUUAAGGAUAUCAAAUGUUGGGAAUGCUUUCAGUCUGAAUUUCAGGAUUCAAAAUCACAAAUUAUUGCCGGUUGAAACAGAAGGAUCUUAUACAAAUCAGAUACUUUUGGAUUCUUUGGACAUUCAUGUUGGGCAGUCCUACUCAAUUCUUGUCACAGCGGAUCAAAAUGAAGCUGAUUAUUACAUGGUGGCAAGCUCUAAAUUGGAUUCCAAAGGCCCAAUAGGCAGCCUUGAGGGUGUUGGGGUGCUACACUAUUCCAAUUCUAGUACACCAGCCAUUGGGCCUCUCCCGGUUGGACCUGACAAGGAUGAUAUUGAGUUUUCCAUGAAUCAAGCCAAGUCUAUUAGGUGGAACUUAACCACAGGAGCUGCAAGGCCAAACCCACAAGGAACCUUCAAUGUAUCAAACAUCACACUGUCUCAAACCUUCAUCCUCCAAGUCUCAACAGCCGAAAUAGAUGGAUCACCACGCUAUGUCGUGAACAAUGUAUCAUAUUGGACUGUGGAAACACCAUUGAAACUGGCUGAUCAGUUUGUCAAUGGUUCAGGAGUAUACCAACUGGAUGCAUUCCCAGUUCAGUAUGUCAAUUUGAAUGCUUCAUAUGGAGUCUCUGUUGUGAGUGGGAUCCAUAAAGGUUGGGUCGAGAUUGUGUUCAAGAACAAUUUGGAUGUCGUGGAUUCUUGGCAUUUGGAUGGUUUUGGAUUCCAUGUUGUUGGGUAUGGCAUUGGAGAAUGGACACCGGAACUUCGUAACACUUACAACCUUUAUGAUCCGGUGGUGCGUUCGACAGUGCAAGUAUAUCCAGGAGGAUGGAGUGCAGUGUAUGCAUUCCUUGACAACCCUGGAAUGUGGAACCUGAGGUCACAACUCUUGAAGCAUUGGUAUUUGGGUGAAGAACUCUAUGUGAGAGUUUUCGAUGAUGAUCUUAACCCUAUCAAGGAGCGGCCGGCCCCAGACAACCUCCUUCUAUGUGGCAUAUAUAUGUGAAAUUUCAUUGAAAUAUCCCGUGUGUCACAUAAUUUGGAUUGUAAACAUUUAGUACUUGUAAUAAAAAUAACAAAAAUGCAUUUUAGUUCCAGACGUUCUUUAAUUGUCUUAAUUUAAUUAGAUGAGUUCUGUUACUUGUAAAACAAGUUAGCUUAUAUGUUCUCUGUUUGUUUGUUUUUUACAGGGAUUUUUGGUGAUUCUAAGGCUCCAGCUCCUCCGCCACCCCCAGCUUGAUAGACUUAUUAAUUAUUUGAAGCCUUUUCUUUUUGCGAAAAGAUUAAUGUAAGGACGCAUUAACAUAAAAUAGGAAUUGGUAACAUAUCCAAUAAGCCAAGAAGGAUGUCCACACUCUAUCCAAAUUUGAACCUCAGAGAA